Molecule: messenger RNA, 548 nt
Organism: Ilex paraguariensis (yerba mate)
Lineage: Eukaryota; Viridiplantae; Streptophyta; Magnoliopsida; Aquifoliales; Aquifoliaceae
Source: the annotation of a GenBank genome assembly
CUGCUGCCAAAUUUGGCAAAGACCCAAAGUCCUAUGAGGUAUUGACUAAGCGGUUUGUUGGAGAUGAGAAUGGGGUUGUGAAAGGAUUGGAAGUGGUCCAUGUCCACUGGGAGAAGGAUGCUAGGGGGAAGUUUCAAUUUAAGGAAGUUGAGGGCUCUGAGGAGAUGAUUGAGGCUGAUCUAGUUCUUUUAGCAAUGGGUUUCCUUGGUCCUGAAUCGUUUGGGCCACAAGGCCCACAACCAAAACGACACCGUUGCAGAAAAGGACGAGUCCCACCGCCUCAUGUGUCUAAAGCUCAGGCGCCGCCGCAAUCGAGCUUUCCAAGCCUCCAAAGUUAUCUCUAUCCUUCGGCAGAUCCGAACCCUCGACCUCAGCGAUUCGACUUAUUUGGUCUUUCGACGCAGCGAAAACAAUCUCAUCAAGAAAACCCCAAGGAACCAGAAGGUGAGGUCUCGGAAAACUCAGAGAAGCUCGAAAGUGAAGAUGACGAUACUCACAAUGGCGAUGCUGAAGAUGAGGAUAUGAGGACAGUGAUGGCGUUCAAGUGA